GUAUGCUUGGACGAUGUCAGAGACAGAAUUGAUGUCCAAGGGCUCUGCCAGGUCGAGCUAGCGGCUGCUAUAAGGGCCCUUGCCUUCGAGCUACGGGGGCGGCUGGGCAUUUGGGCACCCCAGGCAUCUGAUGAGGUGUUGGCCAGAGUGGAAGACAGGCUGAAGCACAACGUCGUCGUGCAGGAUGGGCCGGAAGAAGCUGGGCAAGGGGAUUCGAAGUCGCCGGCCAUGUCAGUGGGACCUUGCGCAGAUGUUCCGUCUCCAACAUUCGACGAGAUUUCAGAAAGCGACGUGGCA
Messenger RNA from Symbiodinium sp. CCMP2592, 297 nucleotides. The record is from the annotation of a GenBank genome assembly. NCBI's taxonomy places the organism in Eukaryota, Dinophyceae, Suessiales, Symbiodiniaceae.